Molecule: messenger RNA, 804 nt
Organism: Uncinocarpus reesii 1704
Lineage: Eukaryota; Fungi; Ascomycota; Eurotiomycetes; Onygenales; Onygenaceae
Product: presequence translocated-associated motor subunit pam-17
Exons: 2
Coding region: 1-804 (267 amino acids)
Biological process (GO): protein import into mitochondrial matrix
Cellular component (GO): PAM complex, Tim23 associated import motor
Source: RefSeq, a predicted model, not a curated record
AUGAAUCUCACUGUCAUGAGCUGCCCCGUCCGUACCGCUGCUCUCGGCGGCCGGGUCGUCUGGCCGACCCUCGCCGCCGUUUCAUGCCCUUCCGCGUCACAGACCACCACCCGGCGCCAGUACCAGGAAAACAGAUUCGGCCGCUACCCCGAGCAACGACGAGCUGCAAGCUCCAGCACAAGAGCCGCUUUUGGCCGUCCUAUCUCCUGCUAUCUCUACCAGCCCCCGGCAAUGGUCCCCGCCGCGCCCACUUCAAUCGUUGCUCAAGCCACCUCCCUCCGCCGCGCUUCUUCAUCUGCCGCGCAGACACAUGAUUCCAGCUCCGUGUCUUCUUCGCAAACACCGGUUCGGCUAGACUGGAACUCCUUCUUUACGCUCCGCGCCUCUCGCCGAAAAUACUCUCUCGUCUCUUCCAUCCUUGCCUCCCUCACCACCACCGCAGCGGGAGCGCAGGUCAUCGCCUCGCAGAACUUUGAGGCCCUAGGCGCACAGAUUAUGGGUUUUGAUCCUUUUAUUGUUCUGGGCUUGACGACCAUUGCGUGCGGUGCGGUUGGCUGGCUGGCGGGGCCAGUGCUGGGGAAUUCAGUUUGGGGACUUGUAUAUCGGAAAUAUAAGGGUGCCGUGGUUGUGAAAGAAAAGGAGUUCUAUGAUAGGAUAAAACGCUUUCGUGUCGACCCCUCAGCGAACUCUUUUGCAAACCCAGUCCCGGAUUACUACGGCGAAAAGAUUGGCAGUGUCCAAGGUUAUCGCCAAUGGCUAAAGGACCAGAGAGCGUAUAAUCGAAAGAAACGAAAUUUUGUCUGA